Messenger RNA from Charadrius vociferus (killdeer), 3627 nucleotides. It is a transcript of the gene RASAL2, whose product is annotated as RAS protein activator like 2. The record is from RefSeq and is a predicted model, not a curated record. The coding region runs from base 319 to 3627 and encodes 1102 amino acids. Gene Ontology annotation, biological process: regulation of GTPase activity. Lineage: Eukaryota; Metazoa; Chordata; Aves; Charadriiformes; Charadriidae. The transcript is spliced from 18 exons.
GGACCACCUACACACAGACUGUCCUGUGGCCAGUCCCCCUACACUGAAACGACAACAUGGGAGAGGAAAUACUGCAUCCUGACAGACAGUCAGUUGGUGCUGCUCAACAGGGAGAAAGAGGUGCCUAUCGAUGGGGUCCAAGAGCCGCAGGCGGAUGCUACCAAAGGGCGCUGCCUGCGCCGGACAGUGAGUGUCCCCUCCGAGGGCCAAUUCCCCGAGUACCCGCCAGAGGGGGCCACCAAACUAGAGGUCCCAGCAGAGAGAUCUCCUCGCAGGCGGAGCAUCUCCGGGACCAGCACCUCUGAGAAAACCAACUCCAUGGAUGCUUCGAAUACUUCUCCUUUCAAAGUGCCAGGCUUCUUCAGUAAACGUCUGAAAGGGUCCAUCAAGAGGACAAAGAGUCAGUCAAAGCUGGACAGGAACACAAGUUUCCGUCUCCCAUCUCUCCGCAGUGCUGAUGACAGGUCACGUGGAUUGCCAAAGCUGAAAGAGUCCCGUUCCCAUGAGUCUUUACUGAGCCCAGGCAGCGCUGUGGAGGCCCUGGAUCUUGGGUCAGAAGAAAAAGUCUUUGUCAAACCACUACACAGCAGUAUCCUUGGACAAGACUUCUGCUUUGAGGUAACCUACUCCAGUGGCAGUAAAUGCUUCAGUUGUUCCUCUGCAGCAGAGAGGGACAAGUGGAUGGAAAACCUACGCAGAACAGUGCAGCCAAAUAAGGACAACUGCCGUCGAGCUGAAAAUGUGCUCCGUCUCUGGAUUAUUGAGGCAAAGGACCUGGCCCCCAAAAAGAAAUACUUCUGUGAGCUGUGCCUUGAUGACACUCUCUUUGCCCGCACCACCAGCAAAACAAAAGCAGAUAACAUUUUCUGGGGAGAGCACUUUGAGUUCUACGGUCUACCACCUCUUCACAGCAUCACAGUUCACAUCUACAAGGAUGUGGAGAAGAAGAAGAAAAAGGACAAGAACAAUUACGUAGGCCUGGUCAACAUUCCCAUGGCCAGCGUAACCGGUCGCCAGUUUGUGGAAAAAUGGUACCCAGUCAGCACGCCCACGCCCAACAAGGGGAAAUCAGGGGGACCUUCCAUUCGGAUAAAGUCCCGUUAUCAGACCAUCACCAUCUUACCCAUGGAGCAAUACAAAGAAUUUGCAGAGUUUGUUACCAGCAACUACACUAUGCUGUGCUCUGUGCUGGAACCUGUGAUCAGCGUAAGGAAUAAGGAAGAGAUGGCUUGUGCUUUGGUGCACAUUCUUCAGAGCACUGGGAGAGCUAAGGACUUCUUGACGGAUUUGGUGAUGUCUGAGGUAGAUCGUUGCGGGGAGCACGAUGUCUUGAUCUUCAGGGAGAACACACUUGCUACCAAAGCUAUUGAGGAAUACCUAAAGUUGGUAGGGCAGAAGUAUCUUCACGAUGCACUAGGGGAGUUUAUCAAGGCUUUGUAUGAGUCAGAUGAAAACUGUGAAGUGGAUCCCAGCAAAUGUUCAUCCAGUGAAUUAACAGAUCAUCAGAGCAACCUGAAAAUGUGUUGUGAGCUGGCCUUCUGCAAGAUUAUCAAUUCUUACUGUGUAUUUCCUCGUGAGCUGAAGGAGGUAUUUGCAUCUUGGAAGCAGCAGUGCCUGAACAGGGGCAAGCAGGACAUCAGUGAACGCCUGAUCAGUGCUUCCCUCUUCCUCCGCUUCCUGUGCCCUGCUAUCAUGUCCCCCAGCCUCUUUAGCCUCAUGCAGGAGUAUCCUGACGACCGGACAUCUCGCACACUCACACUUAUUGCUAAAGUCAUUCAGAAUCUCGCCAAUUUUGCUAAGUUUGGUAACAAGGAAGAGUAUAUGGCCUUCAUGAAUGACUUUUUGGAACAUGAGUGGGGAGGAAUGAAGCGUUUUCUCCUGGAGAUCUCUAAUCCAGAUACCAUCUCAAACAUGCCUGGAUUUGAGGGCUACAUCGACCUGGGCAGAGAGCUCUCAGUUUUGCAUUCCCUCUUAUGGGAGGUUGUGUCCCAACUUGAUAAGGCGACCGUGGCAAAACUGGGACCUCUUCCUCGUAUUCUUGCUGAUAUCACCAAAUCAAUGACCAACCCUACGCCGAUACAGCAGCAGCUGAGGCGUUUCACUGAGCACAGCUCUAGUCCAAACGUCAGUGGCAGUCUCUCCUCAGGGCUUCAGAAGAUAUUUGAGGACCCCACUGAUGGUGACUUGCAUAAGCUGAAGUCUCCAACCCAGGAAAAUGUAGAUGGAUAUUUUAGGGGCAAGACCUUACUGUUGCAGGCGUCCACCCAGAGCAUGACUUACUCAGAUAAGGAUGAGAGGGAAAGCAUCCUGCCCAAUGGACGUAGCAUCUCUCUCAUGGACCUCCAAGAUCCUCACACGGCUCACAGUGACCAUGCUUCUAUAAUGCACGACGUGCCUUUGCGCUUGGCCGGCAGCCAGCUCUCUAUCACACAGGUGGCGAACAUCAAACAGCUGUGGGAAACUCAGAGCACACCCCAGAGCGCUCCCCAGGUGAGAAGGCCUCUGCACCCGGCUUUAAACCAACAGGGCAGCCUCCAGCCUCUGUCGUUCCAGAACCCGGUUUACCAUCUCAACAACCCAACCCCGCCGAUGCCGAAGGCCUCCGUGGACUCCAGCCUGGAGAACCUGAGCACCGCCAGCUCCCGGAGCCGAAGCAACAGCGAAGACUUCAAACUUAGCGGCCCCAGCAACAGCAGCAUGGAGGACUUCACCAAGCGCAGCACGCAGAGCGAGGACUUCUCCCGGCGCCACACGGUCCCGGAUAAGCACGUCCCCAUCGCGCUGCCCCGCCAGAACAGCAGCAGCCAAGCACAGAUCCGCAAAAUGGACCAAGCUGGGCUGGGCGCCAGAGCCAAAGCACCGCAGUCCUUGCCGCACAGCGCUUCCUUGCGGAGCACGGGCAGCAUGUCGGGAGUGUCGGGGGCCAUGGUGACUGAACCCAUUCAGAAUGGGAGCCGGUCCCGGCAGCAGUCCUCGUCCUCAAGAGAGAGCCCUGUCCCAAAGGUGAGGGCAAUCCAGAGGCAGCAAACGCAGCAGGUUCAGUCGCCUGUGGACUCUGCCACAAUGUCACCAGUGGAAAGGACAGCUGCGUGGGUUCUCAAUAAUGGACAAUAUGAAGAAGUAGAGGAGGAUGCAGAGCAGAAUCCAGACGAAGUCAAGCAUGCUGAAAAGUAUGAACAAGAGAUAGCGAAGCUGAAGGAGCGCCUGAAGGUGUCGAGCCGCCGGCUGGAGGAGUAUGAGCGGCGGCUCCUGGUGCAAGAGCAGCAAAUGCAGAAGCUGCUGAUGGAGUACAAGUCAAGGCUGGAAGACAGUGAGGAGAGACUGCGCAGGCAACAGGAGGAGAAGGACAGCCAGAUGAAAAGUAUCAUCAGCAGACUCAUGGCAGUUGAAGAGGAGCUGAAGAAGGAUCAUGCAGAGAUGCAAGCUGUCAUCGAUGCAAAGCAGAAAAUUAUUGAUGCACAGGAGAAGCGGAUCGUGUCCCUGGACUCUGCCAACACGCGGCUGAUGAGUGCCCUGACGCAGGUGAAGGAGCGCUACAGCAUGCAAGUCCGCAAUGGCAUCUCCCCCACCAAUCCCACCAAGCUUUCCAUCACGGAGAAUGGUGAAUUCAAAAACAGCAGCUGCUAA